UAAAUCUAAUCGAUCAAUUGACUUAACCAACUAAAUAACCUGAUCAUAAGAGCCGAACCUUCAAACCUGGGAAUCCUGACUCGAGAACCUCAGUCCUAGCACAACCAACCAAUCAAAAGCAAGAAAAGGUCACCUAUUUCCUAAAAUGGCAACUUCCCUCCGUUCUCUCACGGCCACGGCACUACGCCAAGCCCGCACCAGCAAACCCACCACAAGCAAACCACUAUCCAAACCCGGCCAUCUAACCACCCCACCACCCACCACUUCAACCCGGCCCUUCUCCGCCGCCGCGGCGCUAGCAGCGCCAGCAACACCGUCCCCGACGCCCAAAUCAGCGGCCAAGAUCCUGCUCGAGGACGCGGACACCGGGUUCGGGUUCGCGCGCCACAACCCGGUACCAGCAAAGCCGCGGUCGCGCGGCGUCACCGAGAUCCGCGGGCCGUACUACACCGUCAUGGGGCCGCGGUACCUGUCGGACGUGCUGGAGACGAUGGGCGCGCACGUGGACGGGGUCAAGUUCGCCGGCGGCUCCUUCAGCCUGUUCCCCGAGGCGCCGCUGCGGCAGCUGAUCGACCUCGCGCACGCGGGCGGCGCGUACGUGAGUACGGGGGGCUGGAUCGAGCAUGUGCUUGCUUCGAGCGGCGGCGAUGUGGGAGGCGCUGUGGAUAAGUAUCUCGCGAGGUGCAAGGACCUUGGCUUCGAUGUCGUGGAGCUGAGUACGGGGUUCUUGUCGCUGCCGCCGGAUGACUGGGUCCGGCUUGCGGAGCGCGUGCAGGGCGCGGGCUUGAAGCCCAAGCCUGAGUUGGGCAUCCAGUUUGGCGCCGGAGGCGACACCGAGGCGGCGGAGUUGGAGAGUAUUGGGACGAGCGACCCUGGUAAGGUGAUUAAUAUGGCGAAGCGGUUUGUGGAGGAUGCGGGUGUUGAGCGCGUUAUGAUCGAGAGCGAGGGCAUUACGGAGAAUGUGAAGGCUUGGCGAACUGAUGUUAUCCAGUCGAUUCUGAAGGAGUUGCCUUUGGAGAAGGUCAUGUUUGAGGCGGCUGAUCCGUCCGUGUUUAAUUGGUACAUUCGAGAAUUUGGUGUGGACGUCAACCUCUUCGUCGAUCACUCGCAGAUCGUCCAGCUGGCUGGACUCAGAGCUGGUAUCUGGGGUAAGAGUGAUACCUUCGGCAAGAUCACUACUUUCAGGCCCUGAGCCUUGUCAGUUCAAAAGGGUUAGAUCGACGAUAAUGUUGGACAUGGCUGCUAUGGAGUGGAAAGUUUAAUGCGGGAAAUCAGUGACGGUUGAGAUGUUAGUUUAUGAGACUUAAAGUAUCAAGUGCAUGUAACUUACUUACGGUCCUUACAUGCCAGAAAUAGUCAUGGAAUUGCAUCUAGUACAGAUAUCAUGCUUGCGGAGUCAUCUGGAAUUACUCCUGAGCCCCUGAG
Annulohypoxylon truncatum is the source of this 1425-nucleotide messenger RNA. Its product is annotated as putative sulfonate biosynthesis enzyme. The record is from RefSeq and is a predicted model, not a curated record. NCBI's taxonomy places the organism in Eukaryota, Fungi, Ascomycota, Sordariomycetes, Xylariales, Hypoxylaceae. The coding region runs from base 146 to 1192 and encodes 348 amino acids. The transcript has 2 exons.